Molecule: messenger RNA, 1878 nt
Organism: Heterocephalus glaber (naked mole-rat)
Lineage: Eukaryota; Metazoa; Chordata; Mammalia; Rodentia; Bathyergidae
Gene: Sdr9c7
Product: short chain dehydrogenase/reductase family 9C member 7
Biological process (GO): steroid metabolic process
Cellular component (GO): intracellular membrane-bounded organelle
Molecular function (GO): oxidoreductase activity
Source: RefSeq, a predicted model, not a curated record
UGCCAGCUGGGCUCUGAAGACCAGCUUCUCCUGCUGUUUCCUGAGCCUUGUCCUUCUUGGGCCCCACUGCCCAAUGGCGGCAAUCACAGACUUAGGUUUUAUGUACCGCUGGUUUAAGAACUGCAAUCUGGUUCACAACCUUUCGGAGAAAUAUGUCUUCAUCACUGGCUGUGACUCUGGCUUUGGGAAUAUGCUGGCCAGACAACUGGUUGAACGGGGUUUGAGGGUGCUGGCUGCUUGCCUUACUGAGGAAGGUGCUCAGAAACUUCAGCAAGAUACCUCCUACCAGCUGCAGACCACCCUACUGGAUAUCACCAAGACUGAGAGUGUCAAGGCUGCGGCCCAGUGGGUGAGGGACCAAGUGGGCGAGCAAGGCCUCUGGGCCCUGGUAAACAAUGCUGGUGUGGGUCUUCCCAGUGGUCCCAAUGAAUGGCUGACAAAGGAGGAUUUUGUAAAGGUGAUCAACGUGAACCUGGUGGGAACAAUCGACGUAACCCUCCACAUGCUGCCUAUGGUCAAGAAAGCCCGAGGCAGGGUGGUCAAUAUGUCUAGCUCUGGUGGUCGUGUGGCUCUCAUUGGUGGUGGCUACUGUGUCUCCAAGUUUGGCAUUGAGGCCUUCUCUGACAGUAUCAGGCGUGAGAUGCACUACUUUGGGGUGAAAGUCAGCAUCAUUGAGCCGGGGAACUACAAGACAUCCAUUCUGGGCAAGGAGGGCAUCAAUAAGAAACUGAGGAAGAUGUGGGAGAGACUGCCUCAGGAGACACGAGACAGCUAUGGAGAGGAGUACUUCCGCAUCUAUACUUACAAGCUGAGCAACAUGUUGGAACUGGCAGAGCCGAGAAUCACCGAUGUCAUCAAUAGUAUGGAGCACGCCAUUGUUUCCCGGACUCCUCGUAUCCGCUACAACCCUGGCCUGGAUGCCAAACUCCUCUACAUUCCCUUGGCAAAGUUGCCCACCCCUGUGACAGAUUUCAUCCUGAGCCGGUACCUUCCAAAGCCAGCAGACAGUGUCUGAGCCGGGAAGCUUCCAGGGGUGGAUGGUGGAAUGCACAGGAAGCGGGGAAGGAAGGACUGUGGUGGUAUCAGACGUCCUGGGGUACUGGCUGCAAACGACACUGAGCUCAGCUGGCAUCGUUGUGACGGAUGCCUCCUCUCCCUUGCUGGGUACCCCACAACCCUGACAUAGCCUUUGCGGAUUUGAAGACCUGCAACAUUGCCCCAAAGACAGGCAGGAUACAAAUUUUUCUUGGCCUGGAAAAGUCAAGGGGGAGGGCAGGGAAUCUGAGUCUCAAGCUGUUACCACCUCUGGGAAAUACUCUGUGAUAAUCUGGCUGGCAGAAGAAUCUCAGUUUCCUCCCCAUGGGUCUUCAGAUACUCAUAGCUCAGCCAUACAACCAUUACUGAAGGACACAGUACAGCAGCCAGGAGCUCAAGAGCAUCUUCAACAAUAGUUUAAAAUAGUUUUUCACUCUAUAUUUCUCUCUAUAUAGGUGAUUUGAAUCCAUGUGAAAUGACAUUCAUUUAUUUAACCACUAUUGCUUAACUAUCCUAAUAUUUAUUGAAUGCCUACUACCUACAAAGCACUACGAAGGGGGCGAAGAUCAUCACUAUGAAGAUGAUGAAACCAUUGCCUUGAUUUUUUUUUUUGGUACCGGGGAUCGAACUCGGGUCCUUGCGCUUGCGCAGCAGGCGGCAAAACCACUGAGCUAAAUCCCCGGCCCUCAUUGCCUUGAAUUUUUACUGUUUAUUUUGUGUUUUUAUCAUAGCACAAUAUCUGUCAGCACAGAUAGGGCAGUGACAGAAGGAUCAGAAACCAGAAAAUAAAGUGAGAGGCACACUGGGGGAUCAUCAUGCAGUAGUGCACAAACACAUCAGAGU